Colletotrichum spaethianum is the source of this 1461-nucleotide messenger RNA. Its product is annotated as putative transporter. The transcript has 5 exons. The record is from RefSeq and is a predicted model, not a curated record. Lineage: Eukaryota; Fungi; Ascomycota; Sordariomycetes; Glomerellales; Glomerellaceae. Gene Ontology annotation, molecular function: transmembrane transporter activity. The coding region runs from base 1 to 1461 and encodes 486 amino acids. Gene Ontology annotation, cellular component: membrane. Gene Ontology annotation, biological process: transmembrane transport.
AUGGCAGCCCAAAGGGACUCGAAACGCUCGUCGAUCGACGUCAAGGUUGGAGUUGAGUUCGAAGAAACCGCUCCUGUCCGCGACCCUCUCCUUGAACAAUAUGAACUCAUCCGGGACAAGACGCCAGAGGAGCUCAAAGCUCUUGACAAAUCAGUCGUUUCGAAACUAGACUGGAGGUUUCUGCCCAUGGUCUGCGCCAUGCUUAUGAUGAACUACCUUGAUCGCAUCAACGUCUCCAACGCCCGUUUGGCCGGUAUGCAAGACGACCUACACAUGACCGAUACCAUGUGGUCGGCCGGUAUUUCAAUGUUCUAUGUCGGUUAUAUCAUCUCACAGGUCCCUGCCAACGUGAUUAUCGCCAAGGGCAAGCCAAGGAUCUUACUGCCAUGUUGUAUGUUGGGUUGGUCUGCCGUCACAAUCUGCAUGCCUGCCGUUACGGCCGGCUGGGGGUUCAUGCUCUGUCGUUUCCUUGUCGGGCUCACUGAAGGACCGUUCGUCCCUGCGGUGUCUCUUAUGACCUCGUCGUGGUACACGAAGAAUGAGUCCCCUCUUCGUAUGGGUAUAUGGCACGCCGGCAACACCAUAUCCCAGGCGAUUUCUGGUCUCCUCGCCGCUGGCAUCCUUCAGAACAUGGAUAACAUAGCCGGCUUGUCUGCUUGGCAGUGGUUUCUCUUGCUGGAAGCUAUUGCUAGCUUCUGGUUCAUCCCCAACUUUCCCGAGUCCACUGGUACAUAUUUCUUCACUGCUGAGGAAUCGCAAAUGGCGCAGUACAGACAGACUGUGUCUGCUGGAGGCCGAUCCGAAGACGAUGAAGGUGACUACUGGGGAGGUGUAUGGAUGGCUCUUAGAGACCCAUUUACCUACCUCUUCUCGGCUAUCCAUUUCUUUCUCAUCAUCGCACAGUCUUACAAGGACUUUUUCCCUUCUAUCCUCGCCACCCUUGGCUUCGGUGAAACCACCACAUAUCUUAUUCAAGCCCCACCGCCCAUUAUUGCUUUUCUAGCCACAUUAGCGAUUUCUUGGUCUUCCGGACGCAUGCUGGAGCAUGGUUAUCACAUCAUAGUGCCUAUCCUCGCAACUCUUGUUGGUUGCGUAGUAAUGAUAACGACUCUCAACGUCGGCGCUCGUUACUUUUCUAUGAUAUUGCUGGUCACCGGUCCUUUCGUGGGUCUGAAUAUUUCAUGGGAAACCACUGUGGUACCACGUCCGCGCACCAAGCGAGCGGCUCUGAUCGCCAUUGCCAACUGCGUAUCUUCAGUUUCCCACUGGUUCACGCCGUAUUUUUUCCUGCGCAACCAAGAACCUUACUACCAGACUGGAGGUGGAGCUAUCAUUGUUGGUUGCGGCUUGACAGUCAUCUUUGUUUUGAUCGCGAAGUGGUACUGCCGUAAGAAGAACAAGCAGUUGGAGGAGCAGGAAAGACUUGCGGGUGAACCCAAGGGAUGGAGGUACGCUUCAUAA